UGACCGCGACGGCGGCUGUCUUAUGACCUAAGCCGACCUCAAGCCCUGGCGGCGAGGCGCCUAUCCCUCACCGCGCCCUCUGUACCCUGACUGUGCUGGCUGCUCCUUGGAUUGUGCUUGCUGCACCCUGAACGCGGUAACGAAUCCAACGAACGCGUUCGCUGCACACCGAGCACCGGUCAACCAGUGCAUUCCCCACGCGCUAUACCAGCCUAGCAGCACUAUUCUGCACCGCACCAGUCCGACCAGCGACUCUGCACGUCCUGGCAUCCGCGCUCACUUCAUCCACGACCGCUCCUACCUAAACCCAAGAAACCCAACAUACGCUGCAUGUUUGAUAAGCACUGCACGCUGUACGAAUAACCCCCAUACUCCCGACGAUUAGUCGAACCCUUCACGGAUAUUUCAACCCACGACGAACAGUCCGGCCUCUACGAACGACCUCCUUUCCCCGUCCCCUUUCGCCUCCUGUUGUACGAACUUCCCGGCCGCAUAUGGCGACGGUCACUCUCCUCGAGCCGCCCCGGACGGUGACCGCCUUCCCCGGUGUUCUCAACAUCACAGGCGCUAUCGAGCCCACCUCAGCGCCCGCCGCCAGCGCCCCACCACCACCCACCCAAGACAACCUCCCUCCCAUCGAACAUAGCCCAGCCCCUACCGACGAAAGCCCCGCACCCACCGAAGAGAGCGCCUCGCCGGAGGAGGAUGUUGACCUCGACUCCGAGUCGGACAACGACUCAGUGCACAGCUGGUCCACCGCGCGCACCUCGCACCGACAUCGAGAGCGGCGCGUGGAGUUCGAUCCGGCGUGUACAGAGAUCACGGAGACCGUGCGGACGACAACGGUGUGGCUGGACGAGCAUGGGCACCGCAGACGGUCGAGAGAGCGCAAGCGGCAUCGGCGGCGCUACUCGCAACACCACUGUCAUGACCAGAUUGGGUGGCCAAUGUCAAGAGACAUGCUCUGCCUCGUCACCCUCUGCUUCAUCCUCGGCUGCCUUACCAUUAUCACCUUCCGCCCCUUCGCCCUCCAGUACUUGGAUAUCGACCGGGACCACGACCCAGAUCAGUGACCAGACGUGCACCUGUUUCAGUGACUAGGUGCACGCUCGGUCGUGGACCUCUCUUACAGGUCGUGGCUCCCUUCUUGCGCGAGCGCGUUAUUACCCUAAAUUAUCGGACUCGACUCCUCUUGGACCCUUGUAUAUCAGACUGGCGUAGGUAUGACAGAACGAUGCAUUUGCGCUGGAUGCGCAGACAAAACUAUGAUGUGCGAACAUGAGCGUGAACAGACCUCUGACGAGGCCACGAAACAGGUGUGCACAUGAAUAUCAUCUUCCUCCGCCUACUCUUCGUAGAUCCGGACCUUCCCUCCGCCCCAUCUGCGCAUGAGCGCAGCGCCGUCGCCCGUAGGCUGCGUGAACGCCACU
Messenger RNA from Schizophyllum commune H4-8, 1430 nucleotides. RefSeq lists its product as uncharacterized. Bases 495 to 1073 code for a protein of 192 amino acids. The record is from RefSeq and is a predicted model, not a curated record. Lineage: Eukaryota; Fungi; Basidiomycota; Agaricomycetes; Agaricales; Schizophyllaceae. The transcript is spliced from 2 exons.